Messenger RNA from Megalobrama amblycephala (Wuchang bream), 5178 nucleotides. It is a transcript of the gene zbtb34, whose product is annotated as zinc finger and BTB domain containing 34. The transcript has 2 exons. The coding region runs from base 359 to 1885 and encodes 508 amino acids. Lineage: Eukaryota; Metazoa; Chordata; Actinopteri; Cypriniformes; Xenocyprididae. The record is from RefSeq and is a predicted model, not a curated record. Gene Ontology annotation, molecular function: DNA-binding transcription factor activity, RNA polymerase II-specific; protein binding; RNA polymerase II cis-regulatory region sequence-specific DNA binding. Gene Ontology annotation, biological process: regulation of transcription by RNA polymerase II.
CUGGAUACCCUUCACUGAAAUUAUUGCAACAAAGCUAACAUCCUUAAACAUACACUCCCUGACCCUUGUACCGAAAAUUCGGAGGGAAGGGGGCGAGUCCAACCACUGAUCUCUAUAGCAUCCACUGGGCGAUUUCCUUGACAGCACGUCCAGAAACUCGAGAGACAGAGCGCGUCCCCUGGAGACCGCACGCGUCCACUUCCGGUUGGGCAGAGAGCUGGAAAAAUAGCAACGGCUGAGGAGCACAGCUGGGGAAGGAGGAGGCCAGGCUGGAGCAAAAGCGAGUCGCUGUGCAGAGGAAUGGGCGACGUUUGAUCGGAGAAGGUUCUCUACAAACCAGGAGAGAAGUCAGUGAGUCAUGGAGGACUGUGGUAGCCUCAUAGAGUUUGAUGUACCUGAGUUCAGCAACACCGUCCUGAACCAGCUUAAUGAGCUCCGUCUCCAGGGCAAGCUGUGCGACAUCAUUGUGCACAUUCAGGGCCAGCCGUUCCGAGCCCACAAGGCUGUUUUGGCUGCCAGUUCACCAUACUUCCGCGAUCAUUCAGCACUAGGCACAAUGAGUGGCCUCUCUAUCUCCGUAAUCAAGAGCCCUGAGGUGUUCGAGCAGCUGUUGGCCUUCUGCUACACUGGUCGCAUGGCAUUGCGCCUACGUGAUGUCAUCAGUUUUCUCACGGCUGCCAGCUUCCUCCAAAUGCAGGCUGUGAUUGACAAAUGCACACAGAUUCUUGAGGGUAUUCACUCCAAAAUCAGCAUCCCAGUGCCUGGUGGGACUGAUCCAGAUGAUGAUUGCACCACCUUAAGGUCUGGACCCAACGGUGUGAAAGACGCUGGAAUCUUUGUAAACCCCACCCAGAUUUCGCCACCCUACUAUCCCCGCCAGAAUCAUUGCGCGGAAGGGCGGAGCUCAGGUAAGGGGAUGGCGGAGGAGGGUCAGUCAGACCGAGGGAGCAGCGACGGAAUAUCUGAGCAGGAGGUGUCCAUGGAGGUUGAGUCGGAACAGAUAGAACUCAUUGGGAAGGAUGGGCAGGUGACUGAUGUCCAUAUCAAGCUGGAGAAAACCGACCGGCCCAGCUACUCCGAUAGCUCGUCGGCAGGUGACGACGGCUACCACACAGAGCUAGUGGAUGGUGAACAGGUAUUGGCUGUCACCGUGGGAUCGUACGGGCCUGUGCUUUCGUCUGCCAGAUACACUUACUCGGCACUACCUUCCUCCUGUUUCGUCAGCCUGAGUUCCUCUAGCCCAUCUCGUUCCUUGCUCAGCAGUGUCCGGGGUGGUCGUGCCCGACCAAAACGUCCCAUGCCUCUUCCAGCCGAUCUAAUAACUCAGCUCAAGCCUGGUGCCGACGAAGGAGAUCCACCUGCGACGGCAACUACCUACGAAAACGACGUAAGGGAGCGAUGUUUCCGCGGACAGUGGUACCCCUACAACGAGCGCCUCAUCUGCAUCUACUGCGGCAAGUCCUUCAAUCAAAAGGGCAGCCUGGACCGUCACAUGCGUCUGCACAUGGGCAUCACGCCCUUCGUCUGCAAGUUCUGCGGCAAGAAGUACACCCGCAAAGAUCAGCUGGAGUACCACAUCCGCGGCCACACGGACAACAAACCCUUCCACUGCCAGAUCUGCGGCAAAUGCUUUCCCUUCCAAGGCACACUCAACCAGCACUUGCGCAAGAAGCACAUGAUCUCUGGCACAGAAGUUAAUAAUCACACUGACUUGCUGGGUGAGGCACCAGAUGGCCAGAGAGGGGAGCAAGAGGAUACCUCAGAGGGCGAAGUAGCCUGCGGAGCAGCGUACCCUGAUGAUUUGUCGACAAAAACCCCCAGUGAAGAGAGUGGCAAGUGUAGUCCGGAAGAAACUCCUGCGUCCAAACCCCUGCGUGGAUAUUAAGUAUAUUAAAUUACUUGGUUGUUUGUCCUACUUAUCUAAUAAGGAAGCUUAAAGGGUUACUCUUUUCAUGAUUAAGCCCAGCUGUUUUUAAAGAACGACAAGAAAUAACCUGCCUUGCGCAUUUUCUACUCGUCCAUUUUUGUGGAAGUUCUACACAGGACUAAGACAGAGAGAAAGAGUUUUUAAGGAGUUUUUUUUCAAAGGGAAGGAGUCCUAUAAUCGGGGAAUUAAAUAAUCGGGGAGGUGGUCUCUGUAAUCAAGGCCUCCUAAGAGUUUUAUCACAUUUUUAUAUAUCUAUAUAUAUAUUUCCAUGUUUUUCAACAUAUUUACAGAGUAAUAUAGGCAUGUUGCAAUAAUGAAUAAUGUGAAAGCUCAGAUGAGAUGCUUGUCAUAUCACGCUUUUUACCUGACCUGUUUUUGCACAUGUGGCCUGUAUUGGGUCACUCACUCACGAGGAAUGGUUUAUCUGCCAGUGCAAGGCUCUUUGUGACACAUUCAUUCGAUACCUCAUCACACAACCUCAACAUACUCAUAAUGGACAGUAUUUGUAGCUUGUCAUCAACUCCAGCCAGGUUUUACCUCAUAGCAAAGAACCUGAACGGAGGGGAAGAAGCUUCUCUCAAUAAAGUCACGGUUGUUUUGUUUUCAAAGGUUUGGAAUGCCGAGGCAAAACCCUUGAACAAAACUUCUCCACUUUAUACUUCAGUGAAAUAUUCCUUAGUGAUUGUAUGAAUUCUGGAUUAAUCUUGUUCAGUUUUCUCUAGCAGCCAUGUUAUGUAUGUCUAUGAGAAAAUUGCUAGUACAAGGUGUACCUGUGGUGUAUUUUCAGGAUCAAGGAUCUACUACAAAAUAUGAUGCUGUUUUCCUCCACUUUUCAUUAUUAUAAUGCCAUAUUUUUCCUAGAAUCACAGUCUGUCGUUUUGCACUCUUUCUGUAACAUCCAUUUGGUUUCAGUUAUAAUACUUUACUUUUUUUUGCUUUUGUGCCAAGCUUUCUUUCUUUCUUUCUUUCUUUCUUUCUUUCUUUCUUUCUUUCUUUCUUUCUAGACACCGAUGAGAAGGGUGUGCCUUUGUUAUAAAUUAAUAUAUUUGUAAAUGCAUUUCUGAAAGGGGUUCAUUGCAAGAUAUGAAAAUUGCCUUAGGGCCAUACUAUCAUGGGACGAAGGGGGGAAAAAAAUUCUUGGUGAAAUAUUUAUAGCAUUAAUGUCCACACUUGAUCAGUGGUUAAAAUUUCGAACGGCUUUACUUGUGUUUCGCUGGCUCGAAAGAGCUUUAGUUUUUUCUGUAACUUGUGGAACAGACAGCUGUGAUGAUAAAAUCUCUCUUAGGCUUCUCACACUUAAUGCAUCUGUUGAUGUACUGACCAAAACGUAUGUUGUUUCAAUACAGAAAUUAAUAAUUGAAGAAGAUUCACUUACUGCCAGUAUGCUUUUGUUAAUGUUAAAUAGUAUGAAGGUGUAUUGGUUAUGCUGGAGGUAUAGUGUUGGGUUUCAUACUACAAAAGCGCAGUAAUAAGAUAAACCUGCAUUGUCAGUACCACUGUUCUGGGCACUAUUAUGUGUCAAAUAUUGUGAAGAGAGAGCCCUGGACAAUAUCUCAUCCUAUCCAUUUUCACUGUUAUGCAACUGGUGCAAAACGUCAUACCUCACUUUUUUUUUCUUUUCUUUUUUUUUCUUUUUUUCUCCUUUUUUUUGACCUGUGAUUGAAUAAGGCUCCUUGUUGUAUCACAUGCCAAUUUUAGAUACCUUUUGUUAUUUCUUAUCACCACACUGUCUUAUUAAUUCUAACAGAUAAGCGGCUGCAUACAAUGCAAAACAAGUAAAACAGUGUUUCAUCGUGAGCAAUACACUAGACUCAUAUUUUGUAGUCAUCACUACAGUCAAGCAUCUGCCUCCCUGACUGCAAUAUAUUUGAUUUAUAGCUGUGGAUGCUCAGACAGAUUAAAACAUGCCUCGUUCUCUUAAGAUUCAAGUGCUUUCAAGUUGGCUUGACAUACCAUUUGGAUAUUUACUUUACCACACCCUCUAUAAGUUUACUUUAACAACCACCAAGGAUACUUCAUGUAAGCAGCAUACCCUUUUGUUCAGAGACUCUGCGGUAUUAUCCUUCCAGACAACUCCUUAAUUAUGUGAACCACCACCAGUAUCACGCCUUCGGUAGAACUUGUUUCUCAAAGUAAAAGUUAAACUACUCAGUGACUUACAUUUAUGGUGCUUUUCUGUUUUCAGUUUCUGUAGUGUUGCAGUCACUUUCUUUAGUGGUGUUUACUCAACUUUUUUUUUGUUUUUGUUUUUUAAUCUCCAUUUAUAUCACUUUCUCAGCUAAAGUAUUUUCAGAUUUCAAAUUCAACUUCAGCACUGAGGGAAAAGUAGAUUGAAAGGAAGGAAACUUCUGCCAUUUUUCUCUCUGUUUAAAAUCAAUGCUCAAAAUUCAUUUUUUAGAAUACUGGACUAUUUAUAAUGUGCCAUUAAAAUCUCUUCAUGUGCUUGUAUAACUGGCAGAUGAGUGAGAUUGAACCUUAUACCUUUGUUUUACCGGCUCUGAGCUUUGAAUCAAUGGCAGUUUUGAGCCAAAUGUGAAAACUCUAUUACAGUUACCAAGAGCCAAAACGCUCAAUGCCGUACUACUGACAGAGCAUGUUUGGUGUCAUUCUGUGACAUGAGAUGCCAUGUAUGUCAUUUGAAGCAUUGUAAGCCUGACUGCUUUGUUCGCUGAAUAUGUUUAGAUUUGCUCUGUUCCUAUAUCAUAAUGUACCCGUUCAUCUUAGAUGACUUUGGCCACUAACCAAAGAGCAAACCAAAAAUUGUAAAGGGUUUGUGUAGUAUGUUGCACAGCGGACAAGUGAGAGACCAAAACCAAGCCCUGGAACAAAUGAAUCUGUUUUAGAGGUGUCAGCAGAUCUUUUACGUCUCAUUUCCCAGCGUCAUGCUGUCAUUUAUCACACACACUGGCGUUGAGCAGAACUGUUUCAUUGAGCUAAUGUUUUACAAUGAACGAAGCUACAAGCAUUAGCUUUGGAAGAACAGACUUUGGAUGUUGUUUUGUGGUCUUUAAAGAAGGGAUGGUACAAACAAAUGUUUUGUCGAGGAAGUUGAUUGAACUGGUGCCUUGCUGUGAAACAUAUAGGCUACGCUACCAUGCUACCAUUUGGGGUCAGUGAGAUUUUUUUUUUUUUUUUUGAAAGAAAUUGUUUGAAAGAAAGUCACCAUUUCCAUAAUUUAAGCAGCACAACUGUUUUCAACAUUCAUAAUACUAGGAAAUGUUUCUUUAGCACCAUUAGCAUAUUAGAAUGAU